Molecule: messenger RNA, 690 nt
Organism: Copidosoma floridanum
Lineage: Eukaryota; Metazoa; Arthropoda; Insecta; Hymenoptera; Encyrtidae
Source: RefSeq, a predicted model, not a curated record
CUCUAUAAAAUAACCGUUAUAAAAAUGAUUAUAAGCAUUCAGUUUAGUUGAUUCUAUUAUUUUUCAACAUUAUGAAAAAAUGGAUCACUCCAAACAAGAAAACAUUAGCCAUCUAGAGAUUGGUCCAAUUAACAAGCGAAGAUCUCUGAUCUUUCAGAGGCAGUCGAUUGUCCCCAAAGAAAAAGAUCUUGAAAAUGCAAAUAUUACCGAAGAAACUAGUCCAGAGACUCCAGAAACAAAAAGAUUAAAACUUGAAAGUGAAUCGGAGUUAUUUGAUAUUGAAAAGUACAUGAAUGAUUUGAGUGAGGAGGACAAGCAGUGGCGUGAGGUUUAUACAAAAAGAAAAUCUCGAGUGCAGGACUUGAUGAAACGGGAUAAAAAUCAAGAAAAGUCUUUAGACACCUCAUUUCUAUCUGAUUCUGAAAGAGUGUUUCUGAAAGAAAGGCCGGACUAUGAAGAGUUUAACAAAAACGUUUUUCAACUGUAUGCAAUGGCAUCAAAAGUAACUUUUUUAAAUCUUUGUGCUGAAAAUUGUGCUUUAAAGUCAGUGGAAAAACUAAAGAGUGAAACAGUUAGUGUCAUGCACAGGAUCAUUCAAUUUUCAGAGUUAGAAUAAGAUACGUAUUUUAAGGCAACUUUUAUGUAUUACUUUUUAUUGUAUUGAAAUUGUAUUAAGUAAAUAAAAACUCA